This is a messenger RNA of Hipposideros armiger (great roundleaf bat), 2536 nucleotides long. It is a transcript of the gene PHOSPHO1, whose product is annotated as phosphoethanolamine/phosphocholine phosphatase 1. The record is from RefSeq and is a predicted model, not a curated record. Bases 511 to 1557 code for a protein of 348 amino acids. The transcript is spliced from 5 exons. NCBI's taxonomy places the organism in Eukaryota, Metazoa, Chordata, Mammalia, Chiroptera, Hipposideridae. Gene Ontology annotation, biological process: bone mineralization involved in bone maturation. Gene Ontology annotation, molecular function: phosphatase activity.
UGGGCCCGGGUGCUGCGGCAGCCGCAGCGCCAGCCGCGGCUCCGGGCUCCGGCUCCCGGGCAUUUAAAGGGGACGCGGCGGCGGGCCGGGGGGAUGGAGGGCAGGUGGAGGGGACGGUCCAGGCGCACAUCAACCACGGCCCCUCGGGACCAGAGGGGCUCGUGAGUCGGAGCCCAGAAAUCCGGGGGUGGAUAAGACACCGCGUCCCCUCCAAUUCCCGUAAGCACCCCUGGCAACAUCCUGAGCUCAAAUACCUCAGCUAGAGACCCUCUCCCCACUCUUUACACUACAAACUCAGCCGGGACAGACCUCUGCCGCCGCCGCUCCCCACGUGAGUCCUGGGAUCCCCGAGCCUGUGGAAGAAACUCAGGGAUCCUGUCCCCCUUUGAAGGACUCUUAUUGGUGACCACAAAACUAUUUGAUCACUCAGGACAGUGCUAGAGGAGCUCUGGACGACUGCUAGAGGCCAACAGAUCCCCUACAGGUGGUGCUCAGGGUGAUGUACCAACAAUGAGCGGGUGUUUUCCAGUUGCUGGCCUCCGAUGCCUGUCUAGGGUAUGUCGUGGCCUGGCACGGGAGGCUCCUACCUCCCCAAGCCCCACUGCUUCUGCUGCCCGCUUGCUUCGGACUCUGGCAGGAACCCCACCCACUGACACGGCCCUCCAGGGGAACUGGUCUUGGAUGUGCCAGCGCCUCUGGCCAUGGCCCGCUAACCAGCCUCUCCCGGGCCGGCACCCGCCCUGCCCGCUGUCGCUUGCUCCCUUCUCCUCCUCCUGCUCCUCUUCCCUCUGCUCCCAGGACGGCGGGAUGGCUGCGCAGGGCGCGCCACGCUUCCUCCUGACCUUCGACUUUGACGAAACUAUCGUGGAUGAAAACAGCGACGACUCUAUUGUGCGCGCCGCGCCCGGCCAGAGGCUGCCAGAGAGCCUGCGUGCCACCUACCGUGAGGGCUUCUACAAUGAAUACAUGCAGCGCGUCUUCAAGUACCUGGGUGAGCAGGGAGUGCGGCCUCGGGACCUGCGCGCUAUCUACGAGGCCAUCCCCCUGUCGCCGGGCAUGAGCGACCUGCUGCAGUUCGUGGCCAAGCAGGGUGCCUGCUUCGAGGUGAUUCUCAUCUCGGAUGCCAACACCUUCGGCGUGGAGAGCUCUCUGCGCGCCGCGGGCCACCUCAGCCUGUUCCGCCGCAUCCUCAGCAACCCGUCCGGGCCCGAUGCGCGGGGGCUGCUGGCGCUGAGGCCCUUCCACACGCACAGCUGCGCGCGCUGCCCCGCCAACAUGUGUAAGCACAAGGUGCUCAGCGACUACCUGCGCGAGCGGGCCCACGACGGCGUGCACUUCGAGCGCCUCUUCUACGUGGGCGACGGCGCCAACGACUUCUGCCCCAUGGGGCUGCUGGCCGGCGGCGACGUGGCCUUCCCGCGCCGCGGCUAUCCCAUGCACCGCCUCAUCCAGGAGGCGCAGAAGGCCGAGCCCAGCUCUUUCCGCGCCACCGUGGUGCCCUGGGAGACCGCCACCGACGUGCGCCUCCAUCUGCAGCAGAUGCUGAAGACUUGUUGAGACCCGGCCUGCAAGGGGCGCCCGGGCGGAGGUGGGGGCGAGGAAGGGGGGAGAUCGAGAAAAAUAACCUAGUUUUAUUACUCCCUUUCCCUUUUCGCUUUGGUAUGUCCCUUGGAGAAUUUCUAGAAUUCUGGGCUCGUCCAUUUUGGGGUCUGGAGGAGGGAGUUCAGACCUGUCCCUAGCUAUGCAGUUAACCCAGCUCAGCUGCCUCUCCCAGAUCCAGGGCAAACAGUUAAAUUCUGGAGUCUGGCCCAACCUAGGUGAUGUAUAUACCUGAGAAGGCAGCAGCGUUUCCAAAAACGUCGUCCUUCGAACUGGGAGGAGGGGGUUCCCUGGCAGGGCAGAAAAGGAACAUCUCCCAGGGCUUUAACUGCUGCCUCAGGCCGUGUAACCUCCCCUCCCACAGUCUUGGGUCAUGGAGACCAAGGUCCCAAAAUCAUCCCCGCUGCACCGGACUCCCCGCGGAGAGAGAUGGCACUCUCCACCGACAGCCCCAGGCCUAGAACUUGCUUUACCAACCAGGACCCCAAACUACAUCCCUUCUUGCCUCCCUUCCACCACCCACCCACCAGCAUGCCCAAAGGUGAAAAAGCCAGAUGGGAAGUCGCCUCCUGGUGGUGGAACGAGGUAGCUCACUGUUCACCUCAGGUACGGCCAACCAGGGACCUCGCAGCGAGCGUGCAACGGUGUCUCCUCGCACCCCAGCUUCGUCUAUGCAGCAAGAGACCAGGGACUUAACCAAAGUAACCCCCCGCGGGCUGGGCCCUCUGUGCCCCCCAACCCCGCUUUUCCCGAAUGGAACAGAAAGCCAUGAUGUUUUAAAUCAGAGCCAGCGAAACCCAAACCCCUCCUCACUCUUUGGUGUUUUAGAGCUAUAAAGCAGGUGAAGGGGGAAGAGGUGACUGAGAUCUAUGGCGCCGCCAUGUGAGGGAUGAAGAUGAGGUUAUCUCUACUCUCAGAGGGUCCCCACUUCAAUGAG